Molecule: messenger RNA, 4095 nt
Organism: Diatraea saccharalis (sugarcane borer)
Lineage: Eukaryota; Metazoa; Arthropoda; Insecta; Lepidoptera; Crambidae
Source: the annotation of a GenBank genome assembly
UUCACUAUGUGACUGAAAAUUUGCAUUGAGUAGACUAGACUUAUAUCAAUCACUAUAAUUAGUAUAAAUUAAAUCACAUUGGGCCUAUAUGCAAAUAUUUUGCAAAUCUACAAUUGAAUAUGUUUCCUUAACUUACAGGUUGCUGGUUGGAGCACCACUAGGACAAAAUCUUCAGCCCAACACGAAAAAGUCAGGUGCACUCUGGAAAUGUGCACUCACGCCGGCCGUGAGAGACUGCGAGCAAGUCGUCACAGACGGCAUGAGAAGCAUAGGUUUGGAGUCGACAAAUGUAAACCUGACUAGUCCGUACCCGGAUGAGAUUAAAGAAGGCCAGUGGCUUGGCGUCUCUGUGAGGAGUCAAGGACCAGGAAAGAAAGCUGUUGUAUGCGCUCAUAGAUACAUUCGUAAAGUUGGUGAAUCUCAAUUGGGUCAAGGUUUAUGUUAUAUGCUGAACAACCAGCUACGGCUUGCUGACAUUUGGGAGCCUUGCAAGGGGAGAUCAGUUGUCAGGGAACAUGAGGACUUUGGGUUCUGCCAAGUGGGUACUAGCAGCUCUUUCCUCGAAGACGAUACGAUACUAAUGGGUAGUCCCGGUCCUUACACCUGGAGGGGUACAGUCUUCGCCCAGGAUGCUAAUGACGAUGUGCUGGGUCGUGACAAUAUCGUCUACAUGGCACCGGUCGCUGAUGGUGCUAGCCCUGUUGAGAAAUAUAGUUAUUUAGGUAUGUCAGUAACAGGAGCAAACUUUUACACUGAUAAGCCCUCGUACGCAGCCGGGGCUCCCCGUGCAUCUGGCACCGGUCAGGUUGUUAUCUUUAGCAAACCUAUUAUAAAGGAUUGGACGCGCACUGAUAUAGACAUCCUGAAGGUGGCACAGAUCUUCAAAGGGGAACAAUUCGGAUCUAGCUUCGGAUAUGAAGUUGCGUCUGCUGAUGUCAAUGGUGAUGGGUUACCGGAUCUUCUAGUAGGAGCUCCAUUCUACUUCUCUCGCGAUACUGGUGGUGCCGUUUAUUUGUAUUUGAAUAACAAUUCUAAUUUCUCAUCAAACUACGAUGUAAAACUGACUGGUGAACCAGAGUCUCAGUUCGGUAUCACAAUUGCAAAUGCAGGUGAUCUUAAUAGAGAUGGUUGUGAAGAUGUGGCAAUUGGUAGUCCUUAUGAGGAAUAUGGCGUAGUGUACAUUCAUAUGGGAGACAGAAAAUCUGGUUUGAAGAUUAAACCUGAUCAAGUAAUUAGAGCAGAAUCGUUACCGAUGACUUUGAGAACAUUUGGAUAUUCACUGUCGGGUGGUGUUGAUUUAGAUGGUAACGGAUAUCCCGAUUUACUUGUUGGUGCUUAUGAAAACAGUAGCGUUGCACUUAUCCGUACAAGACCUAUCAUCGAUAUUAAAACUUCAGUUCGUCCUUCUAACACUAUAAUGAAUGUUGACCCAACUGUACAUGGUUGUGAGAAAGACCCUACAGCAAAUUAUACGUGUUUCCACUUCCAAGCGUGCUGUAUGAUCAAAUCACUAGUCAGAUCAGCUAAAACCAACACCCAUACAUUAAAUUAUGUAAUAGAAGCUGAAACUUUCCCUGGUGGAAGAAAAUAUUCCAGAGUAUUCUUUGAUGCGGAGAAAACAAACAUUGUUAAUAAAAGUAUACGCUUGGGCAAAGAUGUAGAAGACUGUAGAGAACAUAUUGUUUAUCUGAAGAACAAUACUAGAGAUAUACAAACACCAAUAAAGUUCCAAGUAACAUAUACGCUAGAGCAUGAACGUCCUCGAUAUUCUACAAUAGGCCAGCUACCUAACAUCGAUGAUUACCCGGUCCUCAACGCAACUGCCACGACCACUUUCAGCGCUAACUUCUUGAACGACUGUGGCGUUGACGGUGUAUGUGUUAGCGAUUUGGUGGUCAAUCCUGUACUGCAACUCCCUAUGGCUGAAGGUGGCAAAGCGUAUGCUCUGACUCUAGGUCAAGAGGAAGAGAUAAGGCUUUCAAUAUCAGUGGAUAACUAUGCUGAAUCAGCAUACGAGACGCAAUUGUUUGUGCAACACCACGCCAGUCUUCAUUACAUAGCUGUUAAUAUAAGUGAAAAACAUGUCAUUUGUACGAGCUUGAAUAAAACAGUCGUAUCCUGUUUGCUAGAAAAUCCAUUCAAGAAACAACCUGAAGGAAGUCCUCCAAUUACAAUGCGGUUCGACGCUAGAGCACUAGAAGACAAUGAACCUUCAGUAGUUUUUAUUGUAUGGGCUAAUUCUACAUCCAAAGAACUGUACCCUGGAAAGACCCCAGCGAAAGUGGAAGCUCUCGUGAUUAAGAAUGCUGAGUUGUUGAUAAAAGGAGCUGCGAGACCUGAACAAGUUUUCUAUGGUGGGGAGGUGAAAGGUGAAUCAGCAAUGACAUAUUUCGAUGAUUUGGGCACCAGAGUUAUUCAUACAUAUCAGGUAUUCAAUGAGGGACCAUGGAGAGUGUCUUCAGUCCAAGUGGUGAUUUCUUGGCCACAUCAGGUGGCGUCUGAUAAUCCGCAAGGCAAAUGGCUCUUGUAUCCAGAAGAUGUGCCAACUGUCGACGGAGAAGCAGAUCAAAGCAACGGCGAGUGUUUUAUAUCGGAAAAACAGAUAAAUCCGCUGAAAUUAACUCCUAGGCCCGGUGUUCCGGAGCCAUUAUUAGAGAAUUUAGAAAUGGAUCCGUUCCUUAGGACUGGCAAAAUAAGCGUCAGCUCCAACGAGAAGUUUCACAAUGAAACUAAGAAAUUGUCCGAAUAUUCUAGCGCUAUAGAGAAUAAAGUUAGAAGGAAACGAGAAAACGAUAUUGUUAAAGCAGAAGCAUAUACAGACAAGGAUGGUCAACGGAAACAAGUUGUCAAUAUGAACUGUCAGAAAAAGACAGCGAAAUGCAUACAGUUCCAAUGUGUGAUUUACCGCCUGGGCCGUAUGCAGGCGACCACUAUUACCGUAAAAGCACGCCUGUGGAACGCAACGCUCGUAGAGGACUACCCACGCGUCAGUCAUAUCAACAUAGCCUCCUCCGCCUACAUCCUUAUUCCGGAACAUUACAAUCUCCAUCAAAACAAGCACCACGAUGAUACCGCUACGGUGGAGACGGUAGCUUAUCCAGAUCUCAAGAUCAGCGAGCCUACAGAAGUGCCACUAUGGGUCAUCAUCCUUUCGGUGAUCAUUGGACUCAUAGUAUUAAUUUUACUAAUAAUAGCUUUGUGGAAGCUCGGAUUCUUCAAGCGAAGUAGACCAGACCCGACGUUAUCGGGUAAUCUGGAGAAGAACAACCACGAGUCCAGCCCAUUCAUAGUGAGAGACAGGAACAAUGUUCGAUAGCUAGAGUAUUUUAUGGUGAGGAGUGACAGUGACAGUGUAGUCCCUCUACAGUGCGAAAGAUUUUGAUGAGUGCACGCAUAAAAUUGGUUCGUUCGUAUUGCCUGAUAAUAAUCACAAAGAAGGACCGCACUUAUCAUUAGCAUGUUCUGGAAAAGUGUAGUGUGUAACUGAAGUGGUGUUGGACAGGUAUUAUUUUACUUUAUAUAUUUCUAUGUUUGACCAUGAAGCAUAUCUUUGAUCAAGCACUGGUCUUAUGUUAUAUUUUAUAAUAGUUAUCUAUGCCUGUUUGGUAAAUAAAUUAUAAAAUUAUUUUUUGACUGUGAUGUCUUCAUAGAGAAUAAUGUGUGCUUAUGUGAUGUUUUAAACAGUAACAUUUUUAAGUUUUGUUGAAUUUGCACGAGUCCUUGUAUUAAGAAAUUUUAUUAAUAUUUUCUCUGAUUGCAUUUCUAUAGAGUUAAGUAUGUGCAGCUACGUUACUUAUCUAAUUGUUUUAAGGUUUCGGGGCCCAAAAGGCGUACCUAUGAAACCUGAAUAUUGAUGUCCGUUCGUCCGCCCAUCCGUUCUCAUAAUAAUAAGUGGGUGGAUGUUAAUUUUGUAAAUAGUUUAUACGUACCGUAGGGAUGACUUUCGAGUAAUGUGGCUUUUGACUUUGUAAGUUUUGUUGUGGCUAUGAUAUUUUUUGUUUUAUAACAAUAUCCAGUAAUUUCUUUAUUAAAGCAUCUUCAACUAGUCGUAUAGUUAACAGUAACACAUCCAUUUCAAAUUUAAUUUCUUACCCC